UUAGAACAUACGCUGGAGGGGCAGUGUGAGGGGCACACACACACAUACACACACAUUUAAUAAUCAACAGUGUUAACCAACCAGGCUACAGCCCCCUCCCCUGUUUCACUCACUUUCCAUAACCCUUACGUACCUCCUUCCCACCCCCUUUCCCUCUCUCUCUCUCUCACUAACUCUCCCAUCACCAUUCUCCCCCUCUAUUAAGUUUCAAGCGUCUCUUCCUCCUCCUGAACAGAUCAACACACACCAAACAGAGGACUGGACAGAAAACAGACACUGGCUCUCCUGGUCCUGCCUCCAUCUCUUCCCAUUUUAUCAUUACCUCACUCCAUCCACUCCCUACUUCAUUGUAGCUCUAUUCAUAUCUCUUUCUGUCUAAUUUCAGUGUUCAGUGCACUUAUUCUUACUUGAUCUUCUGCUCAUUCUCACUGCUUUUGCCCAAUUUACCCAUCCAUCACAGGAUAAUUGAUAGCUCUGUCUUUUCAGUAUACUGUAAUCACUUCCAAAGCUACACCCCAUCCCUGUUUUCUUCUUUCUUAACUUUUCCUACAUCUUUUCAUAUAGUAUUUGCUCCCCUAAUCUGUAGCCUAAGUCUAUUGUCCCAUCCCCUGGUCUUCUCAGUCAGGUCUGGCCAGCUGAGACCAGCAUGUGGUCCAACUUCUUUGUACAGCAGGAUGAGGAGGGUCGCAUCGGGGUGGCAGGGGCUGGACAAGGUGGGGGUUUGGGCGGAAUGAAAGGUGGAAGGGGACAGAGGCGAGCACACAAGAUGAGCGACAGCCAGGAGGGGAAGAUCAAGCUGGCCUUCUUCGUGUCUAUCAUUGGCGUGACCCUGACGGUUUUAGGCAUGGGGACAGAGUUUUGGGUGGAGCUGGCCCAACCAAAGAAUUUCAGCAGCAACCAAACUUGCCAGAUGGCCCACUAUGGCCUGUGGAAGGGCUGCAUCCGCACCCUAUGGGUGGCUGACAUAGACCCAGAGAGGACAAGCUGUGGCCCCGCUGAACUACCUGGAGAAUCAAACUGCACCUACUUCAAAUUCUUCACCUCUGGGGAGAAUGCAGUCAUAUUCAAGAAGACGACUAACAAGAAUCUGAAUCUAGCAGCAGCUAUCUUGGCUCUUUUAAGUCUGACCAUGAUGGUCAUGGGCUCCAUCUGUAUCGCCAUGUCCCUGAGCAAAGGAGUGCAGUUCUUUCUCAAGCCAGCCUCCUUCUGUUUCAUCCUAUCAGGUGUACUGGUCCUUCUCUCUAUCCUGAUAUUCCAUCAGUCUGUGUUGGCCUUGCUGUCCAGUGACCACUCAGUACCUUUGCACCAUGAGCUGUCCUGGUCAGUGGCCUGUGUGGGCGCAGCUGGAGCCACUCUCAUUUUCGGAGGUGUCCUCUUUGUCAUCCUCUCUCUUCCUUUCAACCCCUGGCAGAAAUGCUUGCCACACAAGAAUAGCGCCACCUAGCACUUGAAAGCUGAAACUUACAUAUAGUGUUCUUGAUGUUCUGCUUGAGAGCAAGUGAAGUAUAAAAGCCUGUUUCCUGAGGGCUGCAACCUUGAGCUUGCUCUUGGCAAUUUGAUUUGUCAGAAAAGUAAUAAUAGGUCUUAAACAUAUGAAGAAAAGUCAUCAGCACACAAAGAAGCCCUCUAGAGCUAGGCUAAAAUUUGUUUUGGUGUUUUUUUGUAGAGAAUAGAUGGAGGGAGUGACAGAGCUACUGCUGACUGAUUCAUUUUUAGCUCUAUGGUGUCACAAAUAGGCUCAUUAGUCCUACAGCUGUACAACAACACAUAAAUCUAGUCUUUCUGUUAGCAUAAGUAGAGUGAAUACAUUUUUUAAAAUGCUCAGACUUUUAUUUUAAAACUUACUGUAGUCUCUUUAAUAUGAAAGCCCAUUUCUGCCCCCCAAAAAACAACAUAAAAAGUAAAAAAAAAGAAAAAAAUCAAAAAUAAAAUAACAACUUUGUUAUGGUUUGGGGACCUUCAUCUUCACAGCUAGAAUGUCAUUCAUUUUGUGUCAUGGUCCCAUCAUAAUUACAACAGCUGCAUAACUUUUCAUUUAUUUAUUUUUUUUUUCCUUCUGGCAGAAAUGGCCUUCUGUAGUCUAAACCUCCUAAAGCACCAUCAGUGUAGCAACAACUACUUUGUUUUGAUAAAGUUAACAAUCAUUUUAGAGGAUGUCCUGAUUACUUUCAAAGAAGUUGUUUAUCAUAUCUGCUACAUGUUGCCUUAUGAAUAGAGUCAAUGAGUGUCAAUAUUCUAGCAGUAAGUCCUACAGAGCUUUUUUUUUUAACACUUAAUACUUGAUAAACAAGAGGCUUCAGUUAUCAUUAUUUAUUACUUAUGUGUGUUUUGCAACUAUUGGGUGAAUGUUGCGUCAGUAUAUGAAUGUAUGAUGAAUGAAAUCAACUGUGAGAAGAGAUUAAAAUACCAUUUUGUAUAUCA
Lates calcarifer (barramundi perch) is the source of this 2421-nucleotide messenger RNA. RefSeq names its product calcium channel, voltage-dependent, gamma subunit 6b (gene cacng6b). The coding region runs from base 647 to 1444 and encodes 265 amino acids. The transcript has 5 exons. Gene Ontology annotation, cellular component: L-type voltage-gated calcium channel complex; membrane. Gene Ontology annotation, biological process: calcium ion transmembrane transport; regulation of calcium ion transmembrane transport via high voltage-gated calcium channel. Gene Ontology annotation, molecular function: calcium channel regulator activity; voltage-gated calcium channel activity. Lineage: Eukaryota; Metazoa; Chordata; Actinopteri; Centropomidae. The record is from RefSeq and is a predicted model, not a curated record.